UUGCAUGCAUUUUCAUUUGCAAUACACCAAGUGGCCGCUAGGGGUCAGCGCCGGUAAGAAAGAACGAACAGUUGCAGGCUGAAGGCGGGAGGAAGAAGAAGAAGAAGAAGAAGCAGAAGAAGAAGAAGAAGCGAAAGAUAGCAACAGCUAAUGCUAACUAGCAGUUGAUGUUAAAAAAUGUAACGUUCCUAUUUAUUUUGAUAUUUCUUUUCUUCUAACAGAGCUCAGUUGGAGCACAUAAAUCUCUCGUCUGAUUCUAUAAAGACAGAUCAGGGUAACACUCGUCCGUCUGUGUUUAUAAAGCGCUUAAGGGAGUAGUUUGGAUUUUUUUUUUCGUGUUUGCGUCUCUGCUUCCAUCAGUGCAGUGUUUGUAGGAAGCAGCAGCCAUGGCAGCUCCGGUAAAUAUCCAGACUCCCAGUAAGACCUGGGAGCUGAGUCUCUACGAGCUGCACAGGAGCCCACAGGAGGCCAUCGUAGACGGGACUGAGGUGGCGGUGUCUCCUCGCUCGCUGCACAGCGAGCUGAUGUGUCCCAUCUGUCUAGACAUGCUGAAGAACACGAUGACAACCAAAGAGUGUCUGCACCGCUUUUGUUCUGACUGCAUCGUCACCGCGCUGCGCUCCGGGAACAAAGAAUGCCCCACCUGCAGGAAGAAGUUGGUCUCCAGACGUUCGCUGCGCAGAGACUCGAACUUCGACGCGCUCAUCUCUAAGAUCUACCCGAGUCGUGACGAGUACGAGGCUCAUCAGCGCAGCGUCCUGGAGCGUCUCAACAGGUUGCACAACAAGGAAGCUCUGAGCUCCAGCAUCGAGGAGGGGCUCCGCCAGCAGGCCCGCUACAGGAACCACCGGGUGAAAAAACCCACUCAAGAAAGUGACAACACCACCUUCAGCGGUGGCGAGGAUAAUGGCGACUCCCGCUCACACCUGUCCCAUGACUCAGCCCCGUCCAACACGCCCCACCCCAGCGGUCAAACGCCCCCAGAGGCUGGGCCGAGCCGCAAGCGGCAGCGAGCCUCCGACGACGGCUCGGGCCCCGAGGCGGACAGCGGGAGCCCAACUCCCCCUUUGAGACGCAACAAGGAGAGGCCGGCCUCCGAGAUCGAGCUGGUGUUCAGACCCCACCCUCAGCUGGUCCAUGCUCAGGACUACAACCAGACCAGAUACGUGAAGACAACGGCCAACGCCACGGUGGACCACCUGUCCAAAUACCUCGCGCUACGCAUCGCUCUCGAGGACAGACGGACUGACGGAGACGCCGAGGAUAGAGGACGAGACGAGGAAAUGGGGGGACAGGGAGGAGCAGAGGGAGGGGGUGAGACCGGAGGAGCGUCGAGGAGCGAGGGGGCCAGUCUGAGUAACAUUAGUGAGAAACAAUACACCAUCUACAUCACAACGAGGGGAGGACAGUUCUCAACCCUCAAUGGUUCUCUGACUCUGGAGUUGGUCAACGAGAAAUACUGGAAGGUCCGGAAGCCUUUGGAGCUCUACUACGCUCCCACCAAAGACCAGCAGCAACCUCAAGCAGCGCAGCAGCUGCCACAGCAGCAGCAGCUGCCUCCCCAACAGGAGGGAUGAGGAGGGGGGGGCUACAAACUGCUUCUCUCCAAUCCACCUCAACUAUUUAUACUCAUUGUCUCAGCUGCAGCAAGAACAGCAUCAGCCUGUUUGUUAUUAACUGUAACAUUAAAUUAUACUUUGUGCUUUUUUUGUGGAGACAUUUGUUCUGAAUUAAAAGAAUUUAUUAGGAGUGGAUAAAACAAAUACCCAUGACUGAAAGGUGGUAUACUUCAUAAAAUAAAAAUUAUGACUUUAUUUCAAGACUUUGUUGUAUUUUCUGAUUUUUAG
This is a messenger RNA of Nematolebias whitei (Rio pearlfish), 1847 nucleotides long. RefSeq names its product E3 ubiquitin-protein ligase RING2-A. The transcript is spliced from 7 exons. Gene Ontology annotation, molecular function: chromatin binding; ubiquitin protein ligase activity. Bases 387 to 1577 code for a protein of 396 amino acids. Gene Ontology annotation, cellular component: ubiquitin ligase complex; PcG protein complex. The record is from RefSeq and is a predicted model, not a curated record. Gene Ontology annotation, biological process: negative regulation of DNA-templated transcription. Lineage: Eukaryota; Metazoa; Chordata; Actinopteri; Cyprinodontiformes; Rivulidae.